AUGGACAAUUUACAGCAGGCAAACAUUGGACCAACCAGGAGCACUUCUGAAAAGCAGCGGCCACCACCUAUCUCGCCCUCUGAGUUUGCGGAACUCUUUGGAGGAACGUUCCGUUCGAAUGCUGUGGCCAUGGUGCGACGCCAACCCAAUUUCGACCACACCAAGAUGGACGACGUCGAACUGCUGUUCUGGGGCCGAUACUACGGUGCCUACGAUGGCACUAACAUCACAGAUAACGAAGCGACGGAGGAGCUCCGGAAGCAUGCGAAGACGAUCCUCGACUAA
This is a messenger RNA of Laetiporus sulphureus 93-53, 285 nucleotides long. RefSeq lists its product as uncharacterized. The transcript has 2 exons. NCBI's taxonomy places the organism in Eukaryota, Fungi, Basidiomycota, Agaricomycetes, Polyporales, Laetiporaceae. The record is from RefSeq and is a predicted model, not a curated record. The coding region runs from base 1 to 285 and encodes 94 amino acids.